AUGUCAAUCAAUGUUAUCAUACCAUACAAGACUCAGAUUGAAAUCGAUGAGGCUAAUCCACUCUUUGAGAAGCUUCACCUAGAGAAUAACAUUAAUUUCAUUAAUUAUGAAAUAUCAACUCCGGAGUCCUUUAAACAAUAUUUACAAAUAGAACCAGUUCAUUGUAUCUGGAUCACAGAGGAUUUCUUCACCUAUUUGGAAGGGAUAAAUCCAUAUUGGGACUAUUUGCCCAGCUGUUUAAGAGCAAUUGUUGUGCCAUGGGUCGGUUGCGAUUUCGUUGAUAUUAAACGAUUAAGGGAAGAGAAAGAUAUUACGAUUUGUAACAUUGGUCCCAAUGCCAAUGACAAUGUCAGUGAUCUCUGCAUGUACCUUGUCAUUUCAACCUUCAGAAUGUGUUCAUUCUGGGAAUUUUGUAUAAAAUUCAUGGAGAUGGGUAAUAUAAUGGGUACUAGAGAGUACAUUGGUUCUUCUGUAAGUGAAACUCAAGACAUGCAAGUAGUAUCCCAAAACGGUAGCACAGAGUUGAGAACUAGUUACAAAAUACCAAUAAAGAAGGACCAUACUAAGAAGAUAAACGUCGUGAAUAGUUUCACAGUUGGAGGAAAAAGUGUUGAUUCACCAACAGGUAAAAUAGCUUUAAUUCUUGGGUUUGGAUCCAUUGGACAAACUAUUGGAAAUAAGUUGAAAUUAGCAUUCAAUAUGGAAAUUCAAUACCACAGGAGAUCCGGCCCAGUUUCUUCAAAAUUGUUGGGUUAUGAAGCUAAAUAUCAUGAGUCAUUGGAAGAUCCUGAAACUUGGCAAGAAGCGGAUAUUAUCAUAUUAGCAUUGCCUGGGGGAGAUACCACUGCAAAUAUAAUUAAUGAUAAAACAAUUAAAAUGUGUAAAGAUGGAGUCAGAAUUGUUAAUGUCGGGAGAGGAACAUGUAUAGAUGAAGACGCCUUAUUGAGACAUUUAGAUAGUAAUAAGAUCGCUAGUUGUGGACUAGACGUAUUUAAAAGUGAAGAGACUACAAUUAAGAAAGAAUUUUUACAAAGAUGGGAUGUUACAGUACUACCACACAUUGGAAGUGCAGUGUCUGAUAUUAUGAAACGUUCCACUGAGAUAACUUUACAAAAUAUCGAGAGCUUAUUUGUAUAUGGAUACGACGGUAUCUACCCGCUAAAUUAG
Messenger RNA from Kazachstania africana CBS 2517, 1167 nucleotides. Its product is annotated as glyoxylate reductase. The record is from RefSeq and is a predicted model, not a curated record. Gene Ontology annotation, cellular component: cytosol. Lineage: Eukaryota; Fungi; Ascomycota; Saccharomycetes; Saccharomycetales; Saccharomycetaceae. The transcript has a single exon. Gene Ontology annotation, molecular function: hydroxypyruvate reductase [NAD(P)H] activity; NAD binding; glyoxylate reductase (NADPH) activity. Bases 1 to 1167 code for a protein of 388 amino acids.